CACAGCCCGUGAUUUAAUGGAUUGAUCAAUACCAAAUCCCCUUAAUCUCGGCCAUAUCUCCUUGAAUCCUUUAUCCUGGAACCCUCUCCUCUUAUAUUUUACGAUCCUCCAAUUUCAUCAGCCUCCCCUCCGAAAUCAAUUGACCGAAGAUCUUCACCGUCACAGCCACUCACGCCAUCUCCAACCUCUGCCAACCACCACCGCCUGAAAACCAGUUCACCAAGAAGCACCAACCACCAAACGGUCGCCCAUAUACCCCAAACACCACCGUCAGCCAACAACAACCACCGCCACCAUCGAGCUUCCACUGCCAUCAACGAUAACAACCACCUGACACCCCUCACCAACUGUCGACCAACCUCGCACCACCACUUCCGUGAACCCCCACCAUCGAAUUUCUGAUUUCAUGUUUGACUGGGGAAAAGUGAAUUCGUCACACAAUAUCGAAGGCACAAGGAAUGGUAGUUUUAUCACAUUUUCAUCUGAGGUCGUCAUCGUAACAUGGACAACCCUCAAUGGAACCGUUAAAAGGGGUCUAAAAUCAGUUCCAUCUUUUGGGUUUCCUUAUUUAGCAUUUUCUGACCGAUCCACUUAUAAUUUCCACAAUCAUGUACAGAUGCUACUACCAAGGAGGACUCAAAAAUCAAAAAGUUAG
This is a messenger RNA of Lactuca virosa, 655 nucleotides long. The record is from the annotation of a GenBank genome assembly. NCBI's taxonomy places the organism in Eukaryota, Viridiplantae, Streptophyta, Magnoliopsida, Asterales, Asteraceae.